AUGGAGCGCUUGAAAUCCCUGUUUAAAUCCACUCGAGAACAAACCGAUCUUGAAUCAAAGCCUCUCGAAGAGUGGAGCACCAAAGACUUUCAGGAUUGGUUAAAGGAACAUGAUUAUCAAAAGAAAGUUUUACAAAUAUUGAAAAAGGAAGAAUGGAACGGAAAAUGUUUAAUUGAUUUCACGGAAGAGGAUUUGAAAAAAAUUGGAAUUCCAAGUGGCUCUGCCAAAGGAAUUACAAAUUCUAUCAAUUUAAUCAAACAACAACAAAUCAAAACAGGAAUACUGAAUGGUAACCUUUCAACUUCAUCAAGUAAGAUCACAACAACAACAACAACCACAACUCUUCGAACUUCAGAUUCGGGAACCAAUGACAACACAACAACAGCUACAUCGAGUGAUUCAAGUGAUAAUUUGACAGGUGACAAUGUUCAAGUCGUGCAAUUACUUGAUGCAGAGGAAGAAGAACAAGAAGAACAACAAGAGAAAAAAACACCAACGAGAGCAAAUACAAAUAGAGGAAUCUUUAACACUUCAUCUGCAUCUGAAUCGACAGCAAUGCCAACAGAAGAACGAUAUGUGGCAUGUCCUCCAUUUCAACCUUCAACUUUUACAGAACAAGACAAGAAAGAUUAUGAUAAAUGUAUGAAAAAGGUACAAUUGGCUUGUCAAGAUUAUCCUCCAUCGGUGCAGGCAACUAUUUGUCAAGAUUGUAUUUUUGUAGAUCGAUUCCAGUAUCGAUAUUUUAAUCCUUUGAGAUUGGCAGACAAGGACAGAGUGGUCAACAAAAUGGUAGAACCAUUUAUCAAAGUGAAAUUGGUCAUUACAGAAAUGGAUACUGGCAUGGCUCACCGAUUAUUGAGAUCGAUUGGUUCCAGAAUUCACAAAACCAUCAAAUCGAUGGAUUAUGGAAUGUUUCACACUGCUCUCAUUGUAGGAGUUUAUUACAUUGAAUGGGUUGACAGUUCUCUCGUCACUGUUCGUAAAAAGAGCAGUAGCAAAGCUGUGUUUGCAACUGAUAUUGGAACCAUUAGUGGACAAGAAAAAGUGAAUGAAGCUUUCCGAAAGUUGUCAGAACUUAUAUGUGAAUGGAAUAGAUCCCGUCAAUAUGAUAACAAGACAGCAAACUGUCAACAUUUUUGUACCGAAGCUAUCGAAAAGCUCGGAUUGUCAGAAGCAUUUGAAAAGAUUGCUGGACAAGGUCCUCUGAGAGAAUAUCUCACAAGACUUAAAACAACUGGUGCUUGUGACAUGUCUUAUAGAAUUUCACAGGAUGUGAAAGAAACCAUUUUACAAUCUGAUAAUGCACCAGAAGAAUUGAAAGACUUCUUGAACUCAUCAGGCAAUGCUUUAACAUUCCAUUCACACAAAAUUUUGGAUCAAUUUGUUCAUGUUUUACAAGAGGAAGAUCCUCUUUAUUUUGAUAGAGAACCAUUCGACUAUGUACUUCUCAAAGCUUAUGACAGAGCUUUCUGGUUGAGAAGUCAAUCUAAGGGAAGUGGAACCGAUUCAUCUCACUAUUGGACUAAUCCAAACACAGGAGCAUGCAUGUGUCCUUUCAACAAGUCAGCUGCCAAUGUUGAAAAUGAGGAAAUUGUCAACUCUAUCAUUGGUAAAGAUUUUGAAUUGGGAUCCUAUCGACCAAACUAUCCUGUAAGAUUGGAUUAG
Naegleria fowleri is the source of this 1665-nucleotide messenger RNA. RefSeq lists its product as uncharacterized. The transcript has 4 exons. NCBI's taxonomy places the organism in Eukaryota, Heterolobosea, Eutetramitea, Acrasida, Naegleriidae. Bases 1 to 1665 code for a protein of 554 amino acids. The record is from RefSeq and is a predicted model, not a curated record. Gene Ontology annotation, molecular function: protein binding.